This is a messenger RNA of Cololabis saira (Pacific saury), 2693 nucleotides long. RefSeq lists its product as uncharacterized. Gene Ontology annotation, molecular function: vitamin-K-epoxide reductase (warfarin-sensitive) activity; serine-type endopeptidase activity. The transcript is spliced from 15 exons. The record is from RefSeq and is a predicted model, not a curated record. NCBI's taxonomy places the organism in Eukaryota, Metazoa, Chordata, Actinopteri, Beloniformes, Belonidae. Bases 279 to 2693 code for a protein of 804 amino acids. Gene Ontology annotation, biological process: proteolysis; vitamin K metabolic process.
CGUUUCCUCGAAUUUCACCUGCAACUCCCAGGUUAUCAGAGAAAACCUCGUACCCUAUUUUUCUGAGAUAAUUCUCCUUGAGGAGUGGUUUUGAAACAAAGGAGAUGCAUCUUUUUUGACACAGACUUGUCUUGGAGGUUUUUUUUCUAUUGGCUACAACAGGUUUUUAGGAUUGCACGUGUGGUAUUAGAGAAAUUAAAAAAAGAUAGUUACAGAGAUAGAUACAGUGAUUGAAGGCUUAAUCCAUUUCUAAUACUUGGAGAGGGAAACGCCACGCAAUGUCGACGAGCUUGUUUGCUGGCGUUGUUUUGGGUUUACUCGGUACUUUAGGUUCCUCCGCGCAAGAAUGUGGCCGUCCUCCCCUAAUGGAGAACAGGAUCGUGGGGGGGAUGGACGCCAUGGACGGGGCUUGGCCCUGGCAGGUGGACAUACAGACACGGUCUGAUGGUCAUAUCUGUGGAGGCUCCAUCAUCACAGAAAACUGGAUCCUGUCAGCAGCACAUUGUUUUGCCAACCCGUCCGACGUGAGCCCUUACAUCAUCUACGCCGGUCGGUACCAGUUGAACGGCCUCAAUCAGCAUCAGUUGACACGUUACGUGAGCCGGAUUGUGAUCCCGUAUGGUUACGAUGAACCUCAUAAUGGCAAAGAUGUGGCACUGGUGCAGCUGUCCACGCCACUAACUUGGUCAGAUCAUGUCCGUCCUGUGUGUUUACCCGCCUCCAGCACCUUGUUCCCAGCUGGAAUGAGUUGCUACGUAACCGGCUGGGGAAACGUCCGGCAAGAUGUUCCUCUAUCAGGAGUUGGGACUCUGCAGGAAGUGCAGGUGCCAGUCAUCUCCCAGAGUUCAUGUCAAGAGAUGUACGUGACGGACCCAACGGAGGAGGUGGACAUCCUGUACGAUAUGAUCUGUGCUGGAUAUCAAGAGGGUGGCAAGGACUCCUGCCAGGGGGAUUCAGGAGGCCCCCUAGUCUGCCAGAUGGUAAAUGGGACCUGGGUGCAAGCUGGAGUCGUGAGUUUUGGGCUGGGCUGUGCCAACCGAAACAAGCCAGGUGUGUAUACCAGGCUGACCAGCUACUCUGGCUUCAUCAGGAACACGAUACCAGAGAUCCAACUAUACGGCCGAGCUCAUCGGAGACGGAGUGGGACUGUUGCUCUGCUGGUCGGAUCCCUGUCCACUCUACUGAUGCUGGUUCAAACUGCUCGUGGUACAAGUGGAUCCAGAAGUGUCCGCAUGGCAGCGACUCCAGGUGUACCGACAUGGGAGAGAAAAGUGCGCAUUCUUCUGUGCCUUUUCGGGUUAGUUUUGUCCGUUUAUGCUCUUCACGUCGAGCUGUCCCGAGAGAAAGACCCAGAUUACAGAGCGAUGUGCGACCUGGGGGAGUCUGUGAGCUGCUCCAAGGUUUUUAUCUCCAGAUGGGGACGUGGUUUUGGUCUGGUCCAGUAUUUUGUGGCCCAAGAUAGCCCUCUGAACCAGCCCAACAGCUUGCUUGGCAUCAUAUUCUACACUCUGCAGAUGGGCCUUGGGCUAUUUCUGUCCAAAAAAGCAGCACUGGCCUUGGUCCUCUCCUCCUGGAUCUCCGUGGCUGGUUCAAUUUAUCUUGCAUCUAUUCUGGCCUUUGUCCUGGGGGAUUUCUGCAUGUGGGUAGAGUCAUUUGCCACGUCAGCUGGAAGGUCACUGAUCAAGCCAAAUCUUACAGAACAUGUGCCCAAAGUGUCCGUGGACAGGACGCUGAAUAGGGGGGUCCUGGGGUUCCUGAAUCAAUCCUCCUCAUCUAACCAGUCCCAAUGCAGAGCUAUGGCUUCCUCCACACCCUCCUCUUCCAUGUGUGGCAUCGCUUCACCUCAGCCCAGGAUAGUUGGAGGUAAAGACGCUGCCCCUGGAAGUUGGCCAUGGCAGGUCAGUUUGCAGAGAUUUGACAGCCAUCUUUGUGGUGGUUCCCUAAUCAACAAGGAAUGGGUGUUAUCUGCUGCUCACUGCUUCUCUAGAACCAGUUCAGUCAGAUUGCAAGUUUCUCUCGGCAUUCAGAACCUGCAGGGUGAAAACCCAAAUAAGGUGUCCAGAGACGUAGCCAAAAUCAUUAUACACCCAAACUAUGACAGGAGCACCAACAACAACGACAUUGCUCUGCUCAGACUAUCCUCGCCAGUGAAUUUCACAGACUACAUCAUGCCUGUGUGUCUGGCAGCAAAAGGAAGUGUGUUCAACAGCGGCACUGAAAGCUGGGUCACUGGCUGGGGUAAAGUCAGAGAGGGAGUGUUGUUACCAUUCCCUAAAACUCUUCAAGAAGUAGAGGUGCCGGUCGUAGGGAACCGACAGUGUAACUGUCUGAAUGGAGUUGGUAUGAUCACCACCAACAUGAUCUGUGCUGGUCUUCUGUCAGGAGGCAAAGAUUCCUGUCAGGGGGAUUCAGGUGGGCCAAUGGUGAGUAAGCAGGAUUCCGUGUGGGUCCAAUCUGGAGUUGUUAGUUUUGGUUUCGGCUGUGCUCGUCCCCGUCUGCCAGGAGUCUACACCAGAGUGUCCCGUUACCAGUCCUGGAUCAGCUCUCGUAUCCGUUUGGAUAAACCAGGUUUUGUCCAGUUCAACUCCACGGGAGUGGAUGCUGAUCGCAGCUACACCUGUCGGGGUCUGACAUCUUCUCCAGCCACUCCACAGACAACACAAACUACAACUCUAACUAGUCCUUUAUGUUAG